AUCAAAGAAGAGGUCAUUCAUAUGAUUCCAAGCAGCGGGCCGGACGAGCAAAUGAAUCAAACAGAACUUUCUAGUACCUCGGGUGAAAACGCCGAGUUCGUCUCCAUAGCGUUGAAUCCGCAAAUCUCAAGUCAGCUACAGAAACACCCCAAUUCUGUCCUCCAAGAUGAACCGAAUGACAAUGAUUUCGAGGUUGCAGCUAUUGCGAAACAAGAACUGCAAGAAGUUAUAAAGGAAUUUGAGAAGGACGUAAGACACUCGAAAAGUCAUCAAUUUGUAUUUUCCAACGGCGCAUCAAAAACCAAGGUGAUCCAAGUGCUCCAAGAGGCCGUCGGGAAGGAGAUGGAAACCCUAAAAUCCUCGGUGGAUAGCCUGGAAGCGGAGUGGAAGGAAAGCCAUGGCUUGGUUUACGAUGCUUUCAAGAAGAUUUGUCGUACUCUUGAUGAUCACAAGAGUAUCUUGAAAGUGUUUCCCUCACAGAACAACUAUGCAUCGCCUUUGGUCGGUAGCAUAACCAUUAUAAUACAAGCUGCUAAGUUGCACAGCGAAAUUGCCCUCAAUCUCUCCAAAUCUGUAGCCGAGAUAUCGGAGAAGGUCGCCACCUGUUCUGUGAUCAUCAGCAUUAUUCGCACGUCGGGGACGAAGAGGAAAUUAGCCAAUAUUUACGCACGCAUGUUCCGAUUCUAUCGAGACACGUUGAAAUGGUACCUACAGUCUAGAUUUCAACGAUUCAAACGCAGCUUCAACGAGAAUCUGCUCAAAAGUUUUGAAGAAGCGAAGAAAGAUGUCGAAGAUAGUAUAGUUGAACUUUAUCGCGAAGCUUCGGUCGCGAAUAUUGCCAUGGUCGCAAUGAUACAGCGCAAGUUCAGUGCUCUAGAGACCGAACUGUCUAGGCAAAGACAAUGUUAUGAGGCAAGAGAUACUUUGGCAGGCAAGAGGUUGGAGAAGAUGAUGGAAACAACGUGGGCAAGGCUGGAUCUGAUCGAAAACAUGAUAGAGUUGGCGAGCCUCAAACAUCAUGUACCGAAGUUGCUUGCUGGUCGGGAGGCUAUCGAGGCUUCCCCACACAACCCAACGGAUCAAAACCAUUGUCAUGGGCUUAGCGCAUUCAUACUUGACGAACAAGUACCGCCAAUUCUCAGCAAGCAAACCCCAUGGGCCAUCGAAAAUGAUGUCAUUCACAAAAUCCAGAAAUGGCUCAACGAAGAGAAGGUGUCGAAAACGAUGUGGAUAUCGAGCACUCACAGUGAUAAUACUGGAGUAUCGAGCGCCUCCGCUGCUUUAUAUGCAGUAGUCGCUGCUGCAUGGCAAGCUGAGACUCCAGUACUGACUGGCUUCUGCAAAAGAGUACAUCCCUGCCAGCGACGCCCGGGCAUGACUCCCGAGCAGGUCGGUUUAAUCAGUCUGAUAUAUAGUCUGAUUCGACAACUUCUACAGUUCAACCGAUCAGGUGACAAUCUCAUGAUCGAUGAGAAGGAUUUGGAUGCUCUGAACGGAGAAGCGUCAUCGUGGGACGCUGCUAUAAAGAUCGUACGAGUAUUAUUGCAGGAUACGCCUAUCGUAACAUUUUGUGCAAUUGAGAACCUGAACAAUUUGGAGUUCGGCAAUGGCAGAAACUGGUGUAACCAGUUGGUAGAAGUGUUGAAAAAGCGGCAACUGGAAUCAGGCUCGUCAUUCAACAUUCUGUUCUCUACCUCGGGACAGUCAUUUGUUCUUUCUCAAUAUAUCACGGCGAGGGAACGAUAUGCGGCCCCAAAAACAGCUAAAGAUCCAGGAAAUAUCGGAAGAGGUGCAUCCAUCCAGCUAUGA
Periconia digitata is the source of this 1809-nucleotide messenger RNA. NCBI's taxonomy places the organism in Eukaryota, Fungi, Ascomycota, Dothideomycetes, Pleosporales, Periconiaceae. The record is from the annotation of a GenBank genome assembly.